GUGCUAGAACAACAUUUACCGUCAUGCUCAGUGUUACGUUAGCGUAAUGACGUCCGCAGUUCAAAGGUUAAAGUUUGAAAACGUGGGAUUUGGAGCAACACGAACUACCGAUGUAGUUUCGUUUUUCACGAAAUUGGCUUGACAUUACAGCCAUAACUUCUUAUUAUUUCAGCUAUGGCUUCUGUGGCUAAAUCUGCGGCGAAUGAAGCGUUGAUUAACUUAAUCUACCGGCAUUUGAAGGACAACGGUUAUGAGAAAGCAGCCAACGUGCUGCGAAAGCAUAUUCCUAAGGGGGAAGAAGGUGUGGCAAAUGCGUCCUUACAUGACAUCUACAACAAAUGGACCGCGGGGUCGCAAAGCGGAAGUAAUGCUACUGAAGAUUCCAUCAGUACAGCAAGUUCCAGUGACGAUGAGCCCCAGAACAACAUACCGGGUACUCCAGCCAACAACACACAGGCAAAAACAGUUCCCUGUACAGGCUCACCAUCACAACCCAAAGGAAAGACAGCCAGUAAGAAGGAUAGCAAGGGACCCUCAAAGAAGAACGCACAGAGCACAGGGAAACCAGCAAAACGGAAAGAGAAGAGCGAGGUUCCAACCCCAACAGCCAAGAGGAGAAAGAAAAUCUCUGACUUGGAGGCUGCCUCAGCCGUAGUGUCCAUGACCCCCACCACACAUGCAGACGAUUCGGACUCAGACAGCAGUCUGGAUGUUGACAAAUGGAAGAGGCUCGCCUUGGAACUAACAGAUGCUGACAUUGCAAGGAUGGAAGCUAUAGCCUCAGUUAACUCCAAGAGUCCAUCAAAUGGCAGGAAAACCGCUGCAGCAAAGACUGCAAAAACCACUGCCACACCGAGAAAGAAAUCCACUUCAAAACCCACGGCUUCAAAGAACAAGCCCCCUUCAAAAACAGCCAACUUGAAGACUCCAUCUGAAGACAGUAAAACUAAACCUGUUCAAGAGCCCAAUAACACAAAAACGAAUAAAACGAAGAAGGAUCCGUCAAAGUCUGCGAAGGCCAAGGCUGCUACAGCCAUAUCUCAUGAAAGUACUCCUAAACCUACCUCAAUAGAUGGUACAGCAACUAUUUCCUCAGAAGCUAAGAUUGUAGAUACUGCCUCAGCUGACCCAAAAAAUGUCAAGACCCCUAAAAAAUCUGUUAAAUCAAAGAAUCCCAAGACCCCUUCUAAAGAAGGUACAGCUACCAAUUCUAGUGAAGUUGAAAAUACAGAGACUGCUUUAGUUGACCAAAGCACAAAGACCCCCUCAAAACCCCAUAAACACAAGACUCCAAAGACCCCUUCUAAAGAUAUUGUAGCAACUAAUUCAACAGAAGUUAGAAAACCAGAGACCCCUUCAAAAUCUGGCAAAAAGAAGACCCACAGGACCCCUUCUAAAGAGGGUGAAGGUACGACCCCUCCAGAGGACGUUCCAAUGGCAAAUUCCACUGUGGUCACCAAGACAAAACCUGUCUCCGCUGAGCAAAAUGGCAGCUCAUUUUCAACACCAGUCAAGACCUCCAAAAAAAGCAAAACUAAGACAGCAUUUAAGAGCUCAGAUUCUGCAGAAGGUCGCGAUGCAGAUACACCUUUAAAGGAAAACAAAGAAACAGACACCUCAGCUGAGCAGAGUACCAAUACCACCACUACAAAACCUCAUAAAUCAAAGACUCAUAAGCCCUCUAAGGACAGUGCAACUAAGGAUUCCUCAGAAGUUCAGAACACAGAGACCCCUUCAAAAAGCAAGGUCACAGAGACAUCUGGUGACCAAAAUGGUACAACUACAUCAAAACAUAAAAAACAUAAGACUCCCAAGAACCCCCCAGGGGAGGUUAUCGUAGAAGGGAAUGAACUUGUGAAUGCCCCCGAAGAAAAGGCUCAGGAUCCCUCCUCUGAACCUACAGUGGAGAAAAAGAAACGCAAGAAAAGGAAAAAGGAAGAAGAAGCGGUUGUAGAGGAGCCUGAAGCGGUUGUAGAGGAGCCUGAAGAGCUCUCUUCAGAGCUGAAGAAGAAAAAGAAGAAGAAGAAGAAGAAGGAUGAAGCAGAAGAGAGGAGUGAAGAGCAAAGCCAAGAGAGUGUUGAAGGAACAGAACCACAACAUGCACAGGAACAAUUGGUUACUGUGACAACUUCGGAACCUACAUCGGAGAAGAAGAAGAAGAGAAAAAAGGACAAAGACAUGGAAGGAGAAAAGGAGGAAGUCACAUUAGCGCCAUCAGCUCCACCUGUAGAGGAGGCGCCCCUUAAGAAGAAGAAAAAGAAGAAAUUGCUGAGUAAUCUGCCGAACACAGAUCUGUUACCUGAGCAGUUCUGAGCACCAGACAGGCACAGCUGGAGAGGGAGGUGUCCCGCUUAAGCUACCCCUCACAGAGGGCCCUCAGCUUGGGAGAGCCCCAGUGUGGAGCCCCUGGACAGGCCUCAAGAUGCCAGGCCCACCCGUCCACACAGACUCUGAGAAAGGGAAAGUACCUUUUUAAAAACGCAAGAGGACUCAUUUUAAGUUUCCUUCUUAAAGAAAAGGAAGACAUGCAGUCUUUGUAGUGUAUUUUAUAUGUAGUUUUGUAAAUCCCAUUUAGUAUCUUCUAUUUUGAUUGUUGUGGCACCAUGUAAGGAUCACGUGCAAUCAGACAAAGCACCUGAAGUAUGAAUCGGUGCAUACUUUUAAACAUACUUUUACAACAGUGAACAAAUGAAAAA
Molecule: messenger RNA, 2696 nt
Organism: Clupea harengus (Atlantic herring)
Lineage: Eukaryota; Metazoa; Chordata; Actinopteri; Clupeiformes; Clupeidae
Gene: llcp
Product: lisH-containing low complexity protein
Molecular function (GO): protein binding
Source: RefSeq, a predicted model, not a curated record